Molecule: messenger RNA, 2668 nt
Organism: Peromyscus californicus insignis
Lineage: Eukaryota; Metazoa; Chordata; Mammalia; Rodentia; Cricetidae
Gene: Arglu1
Product: arginine and glutamate rich 1
Exons: 4
Coding region: 202-1017 (271 amino acids)
Cellular component (GO): mitochondrion; nucleoplasm
Molecular function (GO): cadherin binding
Source: RefSeq, a predicted model, not a curated record
GCCGGUGCUUGCCGCAGCUGCCAUCUUAGGGACUCCGGGCCGGGCCUGGUAGGCCUUCCCGGCGGCGGCGGCCGUGUGCGCGGCGGGUGCGCUCAGGGGCGAGGCGGAGGGUCCGUGGGCGGGGGGCCGAGCGUCCCGGCGGCGAAGGGCGGCCUGCGGCGGGCAGCGGGUGACAGGCGGCGGGCGCCGCGCGGCGCGAGGAUGGGCCGGUCGCGGAGCCGGAGCUCGUCCCGCUCCAAGCACACCAAGAGCUCCAAGCACAACAAGAAGCGCAGCCGCUCGCGCUCGCGCUCGCGGGACAAGGAGCGGGUGCGGAAGCGCUCCAAGUCCCGGGAGAGCAAACGGAACCGGCGGCGGGAGUCGCGCUCGCGCUCGCGCUCCACCAACGCGGCGGCGUCCCGGCGCGAGCGGGAGCGCGCCUCGUCCCCGCCCGACCGCAUCGACAUCUUCGGGCGCACGGUGAGCAAGCGCAGCAGCCUGGACGAGAAGCAGAAGCGGGAGGAGGAGGAGAAGAAGGCGGAGUUCGAGCGGCAGCGAAAAAUUCGGCAGCAGGAAAUAGAAGAAAAACUCAUUGAGGAAGAAACAGCACGAAGAGUGGAAGAAUUGGUAGCAAAGAGGGUAGAAGAAGAAUUGGAGAAAAGGAAGGAUGAAAUUGAGCGAGAAGUCCUCCGAAGGGUGGAAGAGGCCAAACGCAUCAUGGAAAAGCAGUUGCUCGAAGAACUCGAGCGACAGAGACAAGCUGAGCUUGCAGCACAAAAAGCCAGAGAGGAGGAAGAGCGAGCAAAGCGUGAGGAACUGGAGCGGAUAUUAGAAGAAAAUAACCGGAAAAUCGCAGAAGCACAGGCCAAACUGGCUGAAGAACAGUUGAGAAUUGUUGAAGAACAAAGAAAGAUUCAUGAGGAAAGGAUGAAACUAGAACAAGAGCGACAGCGUCAACAAAAAGAAGAACAAAAAAUUAUCCUGGGCAAGGGGAAGUCCAGGCCAAAGCUGUCCUUCUCAUUAAAGACCCAGGAUUGAAUGGCAAACUGAACUUUUUACAAAGAAAAAUGAAAAACUUUGUAUUGUAGCUUCAUGUUGAAGUGGUUUUUUGUUUUUGUUUGUUUUUUUCUUUUUUUUUUUUUUAAUUUGGAAAAUCUGGAAAGUUAGCUUGUUCUAAUAGGGGCUAUGCUCUGCAAUCCCUUUAUUUUCCCCCUUUUCCUCCAUGACAUCGAAUCCUUAUCAGAUCAUUGCUGUCUUCUAGAAGUGGUGUAUUUUUCACCUUUGGGAUUCUGUACUGUUUGGUGGUCUGCUAAGAGCAGGUCACUUGGUGACUAGCUGGUCUGGUAAGGUGUUCACUGACCACUGUUUACUACGUCAUAAUGCUGGUUUUGCUGACUUUUUGUUUUUUUAUACAUUUAUAAAAAAAGAAAAAGUUGGUGAUUGCAUUACAAAAUUCCCAGGGUUUUGCUGGCCUGUGUGUGGUGUGUUGUUACAGCAGUGUCCUUGUGGCACUGUGGCCCUUGGUGUUCCCGAGAACAGGUAAGGAUAACAGGUGGUUGCCUGCUACAGAAGCACCUGCAGUGCAGUACUGUCUCUGUUGGACUUUUGUUUCUUUAUUGACAAAAUCAAACCAGCAUUCCCCACUGUAAAUAAAUGAUUUUGCUGAAUAAAGUAAAGUCUUAAAUUCAUAUGUUUAAGCAAUUUUUUUUUAAAGUUCUGUUAAAUCUGAAGUGUGGUUUACUUUUAGAAGCCUUAGAACUGUACUAAAUUUCCUCCGGUUUAUAUUUUCACAGGGUUUCUAUGUACACUAACUCUACUUGUGAAUUAGUACUACUAGCUAUUUUUACAGACACUACUUUAUGCUGAUAAGAGUUAAAACAUCAAGUAUUAUCUUUGAAAAAAUUCUAAACCUGUGCCUCUGUUAUAGAAAAUAAGGAUUAUUGCCACAAAUUAUACUUACUAAACACUAGAAAGUAUGUUUUUAAAAUUUAUGGAAUAUUAAGUCACUUUCAGAGAAGGUGGACCAUCAGAUAGAACUUGGCUUUGUUCAAAAUGGCUAAAAUAAUCUUCAUCUUUGCAUGUUUAUUUUUGGGAUAAACAUUUAAAUUCAGUCAGUCUUUGGUUUGGGGGUUUUGUUUGGGUAUUUUUGCAUGUGGAAACUUAGAGAUAACCAUGGAUUUUAUACAGUAGAAUCUGCCUCAUUUAAUCUUUUUAUUUGUUGAAGUUUACUAAUGUUAAAACACUCAAGAAAAGGCUAUAAAAUGGUAUCGAAAGCGCAUAGGCAUGGCGUAGUGGAGAACCCGGUCCCUGGCUACAGAACAGUCAUAUCAUUGUUUAACAUUGAAAAUGUUACUUGAGAAGAUUAAAUGAUAGAUUAUUUUGUGUUUGCAUGCUAUGGAAAAUGCUGCUGCUUUAGUUUCAACUCUUCGAUAUGAUAAAGAAGAAUGAUAGAAUUUUAAGUAGGCAUGAGGUCUAUAUAGUGAGGUUUUAGUAAACAGGAUAACCUAACACUCUGAAUACACAUUCACUUCUACCUGAAUAGAUAUAAUACUUAAUCUCAUAAGUUAGCUCAAAUUAUUUCCUGAUUCCUAUACUUUAUUCCUUUGAUGUAAUUUUUCCAUUCAGAUUCAUUGUCCUCGGUUGUAUAUAAAGGUUUUGGAAGUGUUCAUUAAAAGUUGCUUUUGCUCUA